Messenger RNA from Exophiala xenobiotica, 1467 nucleotides. RefSeq lists its product as uncharacterized. Bases 1 to 1467 code for a protein of 488 amino acids. Lineage: Eukaryota; Fungi; Ascomycota; Eurotiomycetes; Chaetothyriales; Herpotrichiellaceae. Gene Ontology annotation, molecular function: glutathione transferase activity; glutathione peroxidase activity. Gene Ontology annotation, biological process: glutathione metabolic process. The transcript has 3 exons. Gene Ontology annotation, cellular component: peroxisome; mitochondrion. The record is from RefSeq and is a predicted model, not a curated record.
AUGACUUCAGGUCUCCACCUUGACUUCCACUACGAUAUCUCAUGCCCAUUCGCCUAUAUCGCUUCUCUGCGGUUGCCGGCUCUCCAGCGCCGUCAUCCUACUCUUACGAUCAAUUACCGUCCUGUAUUGCUCGGGGCACUCUACCGCGCCACAUCCGCUGCACAUGGUGCCGCCGGCUCUGCCUCGGACGUCUUCAAUCCGACCAAACGCACUGUCGCGUCCGCGGCCUUCGUACGCACGCUGCUUCGGCUGGGCGUGGAGUAUAAGCAGCCGCCAAAGCAUCCGCAGAAGACGACUAGGGCUUUGCGUCUGCUCUACUGUGUGGAAGGGCUGGAGAGGGUAGCCCUGACGGGAUCCUUGUACCGGGCUUAUUGGGUUGAUGGACUGGAUCUGAGUGAUUCGGAGAUGCUAAGAAGCCUGGUGCGAGAAUGUCAAGGUCUGGAUCCGAAAACGCGGGAAAGAGUUCUAGGGCUGCUUGAGACGGGAGGGUUCGAGGCUGUCGAGCAGAGGAAGAAGCUUGAGGCGACGACGGCCUUGGCGCUGCAGAGGGGAGCAUUUGGUGUGCCUGUCUUUUGGGUCCACGAGGAGGAGAGGAUGUAUUGGGGUCAGGAUCGGCUACAGUUCGUGGACAAAGCGUUGUUCACGCUGGAAAGGGGCCAGGGAAACCUAACCCCAACACUAGAAGGAGUGGUACCACGGUUUGUGGCUCCUCAAAGCAGGGAAAUCCCAGACGGGGAAGAGGUGAAGCUGGAGUUCUGGUACGAUUUUAGCAGUCCUUGGGCCUUCCUGGGUUGGACACAACUCGCAAGGUUGCAGCGGAUCUUUGGACAGAGGCUGAAGAUUGAGAUGAAGCCGUUCUUACUUGGAAUCUUGUUUAGGGAGAUUGGCGCGCCUAAUCUGCCCCUGGCCGCUGAGUCCGAAGCAAAGAGAAAGUACAUACAGCUCGACCACUCGGACUGGUGCAGGUGGUGGAACGAUGUCAACAAGCAAAACGGACGGCCGGACAAAAACAUUGACUUCCAUUGGGCCGAUGUUUUUCCCAUUCGUACACCCGCAGUCUUGAGAACCGUUCUUGUAGAGCCAAGACUAGUCGACGCAUUAUUCAGAGCAUGCUGGGAACGUAACAAAAACAUAGCUUCCGACGACGUCCUUCACUCCGUUAUCGCGGAAGCAGGCCAUAAUGCUGAAGAUAUCAUGGCUAAGGCCAACAGCCUCGAGAUCAGGCAGGACUUAAGGCUCAGGACGAAGGAAGCCAAGGACACUGGUAUCUGUGGUGUCCCGAGCUACAGAGUUUUCAGACGGAAAAUUGGAAGUGGGAACGAGGAAUGGAAACUCGCUAAUGGUAUUAUCUGGGGUCAGGAUGAGACUGCUGUGGUUGAGGACUUGAUCUCCGGCUGGGAUGGGGAGAGCAUUGUCUGCGAGUCUAGUGGAGAUGUACGACCUCGAAAAGACAGUGCGAAACUGUAA